AUGACGGCCACGGAGAAACACCAAGAAAUAAGCGACCUCAUCGGCCCGGCUAAGCAGACCAUCGAGACGAUUGAAAGGGGCUGGGAUGUGAUGGGUACCAUAAUCCAGUAUAUCUACGAUCAGGCUUCAAGAUUCGAGGACGAAAUCCCGCAAGUACUACUCCCCGGGCUGCAGCUCGACGACAUUGCCAAGGCGUGGUUGAAGCUCAAUCAUUAUGGCCCACGAAAGCCCGGAUCUCGAGAUCACCACACUUGA
Messenger RNA from Aspergillus japonicus CBS 114.51, 255 nucleotides. RefSeq lists its product as uncharacterized. The record is from RefSeq and is a predicted model, not a curated record. The coding region runs from base 1 to 255 and encodes 84 amino acids. NCBI's taxonomy places the organism in Eukaryota, Fungi, Ascomycota, Eurotiomycetes, Eurotiales, Aspergillaceae. The transcript has 2 exons.